GUGACCGGUGAAGAAAGGCGGAGUUUGGCUGUGACAAUUUUAGCUAUUAUUACUAUGUAACCGUACACGGUUCCGUUAACGCCGCUGUUACGAAGUGCUGAGGCUUCCCGCGACCUUCUAGGCUUCCCUUUUCUACUGUGGCUGCCAUCACUGCCGGAUGUCAAGUAACAGGAUACUUUUUCUGUAAAACGGGACGAGGGGUUGAAAAAGGCAGUUGAGUUGCAACCGAAUGAGGUGCAGUGCCCGAGACUGCUCUGCCUCUGACGUGUGCCCCUGCAGGCGGCUGCGCGUCCUGAGGUCACCGCAUCGCAAGGACCGCCCAGCCUGUGUUGUCCCCUCACAGGAGCAUGCCCUCUGAACUGUCUCUCAGUGCUCAGGAUAUGUUGACAGGGCAGCGGCUGUGCCAGUCCAAAUCCCACCAGAGUUCUGUUCUCUCGGCCCUCAACCAGCAGAGGAAAGACGGACUCCUCUGUGAUGUCACCCUGGUUGCUGGGGAACAGAAGUUCCACGCCCACAAGGCAGUCCUGGCAGCAUGCAGCGAUUACUUCCGGGCCAUGUUCAGUCUGUGUAUGGUGGAGAGUGAGGCAGAAGAGGUGACCCUUCAGGGAGUGACCAGUGAGGGUCUGAAACAAGCACUGGACUUUGCCUACACUGGACAGAUCGUGCUAGAGCCUGGAGUGAUCCAGGACGUCCUGUCUGCAGGAAGUCACCUGCAGCUGCUGGAGCUGCUCAGUCUCUGCUCACACUACCUCAUCCAGGAGCUGAAUAGUUUUAAUUACCUGGACCUUUAUCGGCUGGCGGACUUGUUCCACCUGCCAGUGCUAGAGGGCGCUGUUGUGGAGUUCUUGGUGGAGCACCUGUCUGAACUUCAGCACAGUCGUCAGGAGGAGGUGCUGCUGCUCCCAUACCACCUAUUGAAGGAGGUGCUGAAGAGUGACCGCCUAACCUCACUCAAUGAGGAACAGAUCUGGCAGCUGGUUGUGCAGUGGUUAGAGCACGAUUGCCGGUACCAGCGCAUGGAUGACCUGCUGCAGUACGUGCGCUACGGCUUAAUGGACGCAGCGGCCUUGCACCUGCUGGCACAGUGCCACCCGCUGGUGAAAAGCAGCGAGGCGGCCACGGCGCUGAUCGACGAAGCCCUGGAGUACCACCGCGCCGUCUUCGCCCAGCCGGUGCGGCAGACGCCGCGCACCAAGCCCCGCUUCCAGUCGCUGACGCUCUACAUUGCGGGCGGGCGGAAGCGGGAGGUGUGCCGGGUUCGGGAGCUGCGCUUCUUCAACCCCGUGGAGCAGGAGCACGUCCACAUCACCGGCGUGUCCAACUGGAGCGAGCUGGCGCCCAUGCCCGCCGGGCGGAGCCACCACUGCGUGGCCGUCAUGGGCCACUUCCUGUUCGUGGCGGGCGGGGAGGUGGAGCACGCCACGGGCCGGACCUGCGCCGUGCGCACCGCCUGCCGCUACGACCCGCGCGGCAACAAGUGGACGGAGAUCGCCCCCAUGAAGGCCUGCCGGGAGCACUUUGUGCUGGGGGUGCUGGGCCAGUUCCUCUACGCCGUGGGCGGCCGCAACGAACUCAGGCAGGUGCUGCCCACCGUGGAGCGCUACUGCCCCAAGAGGAACAAGUGGACCUUUGUCCAGUCCUUCGACCGCUCGCUCUCCUGCCAUGCUGGCUGCGUGGCCGAUGGCCUGCUCUGGGUCUCAGGUGGAGUCACAAACACUGCCCAGUACCAGAACCGGCUAAUGGUUUAUGACCCUGUUCAGAAUCAGUGGCUCUCUCGCUGUCCGAUGCUGCAGAGGAGAGUUUACCAUGUGAUGGCGGCCAUACGGCGCCAGAUCUACGUGCUGGGCGGGAACGACCUGGACUACAACAAUGACCGAAUCCUAGUCCGUCACAUCGACUCCUACAACAUCGAUGUGGACCAGUGGACCCGAUGUGCCUUCAGUCUUCUCACGGGGCAGAAUGAGUCAGGUGUUGCCGUUCACAGCGACAGGAUUUACGUUGUUGGUGGAUAUUCCAUCUGGACCAAUGAGCCCCUGGCUUGUAUUCAGGUCCUGGAUGUCAGUACAGAAGGAAAAGAGGAAGUCUUCUAUGGUCCAACUCUGCCAUUUGCAUCCAAUGGAAUCGCAACAUGUUUUCUUCCCGCCCCUUAUUUUACCUGCCCCAACCUACAGACAUUGCAGGUUCCCCAUCACAGGAUUGGAGCUGUGUAACAGUUCCCUGUGUCGUACAUCACAUACAGUUAUACACACACACACACACACACAUGCAGACACAGACACAAACACAUACACAUAGACUAUGUGUUGAUAUCUACUGUACUAGGUGUCACAUACUGAGGAGAACUACAUCUCCCAGGAGGCACCAGGGUGACAUGCUGGCAGGACACAAUGAACUCUCAGCACUUACAGCAUGCAGGUUUUGGGGUCGGGGGUGGGUUGACUCAGGGUCAGGGGCCAGCUCCAUGGGGAUGGCGGUGGGAGCGAUGUUUACACAUUACAUGAACAGCCGUCAUGACCUGAAGACCUGACUACAUAACAACAGGAAUGAGCAGAGGCCAAAACACAAGACACAGGCUGCAGCUGUUUGCAGUGGUGCCUUCCGAAGUAUCACAAGAACUGAGUGGGCCACCGGGCUUCUUUGUACAGUGUGGGGCGAGGAGGGGUUAAGACUCCAAACUCUAGGGCUUCACCACUCCUCUCAGCUGGUGGGUGGAUGAUGUCAUAUGACCUCAUGAAGUGCAAGCAGCAAGAUUGCAGACCCCACCCUCUUUGAUUCAGCUCGGGGCCUCUUGUGCCAAGAUACUGUAGCUGCACUCCUUUGGUAUGACUUGUGCAGCAGUGGAGGGAGUGGCUGAACGCGAGGACCUCUUACUCUGUGCUUGGGAGGUCAGACACUAUCCUACAAUGCACUUCACUAAUGGCAGUUGCUGUGGAAGAACAUAUUCUGCAAGGCUUCAGUUCCUGAUGUGAAGCCUGGUUUUGGUAGCAAGCGUUUACAUUAACUCAGGCUGAGACCAGUCUGUGGCUCACUCUCACCUUAUGCUCAACGUGGCCAAAUCAGACAGAUGAAAAGCAGCCAUGUUUUUAUUACCAUCCUACUUUCAUUUUUUGAUGUACGAGGAAUCGGGAAAUUACACACGCUUCCUGGAAAAGACAUUCAUUUAUUUUGCUGCAUUUCUGCAAGAGACAUUUGCUUGAAGCUAUGCUCAUAUGCUAAUUAUGCUAAAUUGCUUCCGACAAAGUAUUAACAAGAGUUUAACCAAAACAGAAUAAAUCAAUAAAGACAAAUUUAGGAGCAUA
Messenger RNA from Anguilla anguilla (European eel), 3299 nucleotides. RefSeq names its product kelch-like family member 32 (gene klhl32). Gene Ontology annotation, molecular function: protein binding. Bases 348 to 2210 code for a protein of 620 amino acids. NCBI's taxonomy places the organism in Eukaryota, Metazoa, Chordata, Actinopteri, Anguilliformes, Anguillidae. The record is from RefSeq and is a predicted model, not a curated record. The transcript is spliced from 11 exons.